AUGCCUCCUAGCUUCAUUCUCACUCUCUCCGGUCCUGAUCGCCCCGGCAUCGUCCAUGCGGUCACUGCCUUCCUCGUGCAGAAUAACCUCAACAUCAUCGAUUCGUCGCAAUUCGGUGACCCCGCCUCCGAGCGCUUCUUCAUGCGCACUCAGUUUGCGCAAGCCACUGGAAGCGAUGAUAUUCCCGAACUUGAGAAAUUGCGCACCGCCUUCACUCCCACCGCCCAGUCUUUCUCCCUCGAUUUCGAAAUCAACCCCACCGUGAAAAAGCCCCGCGUGCUGAUCAUGGUCUCCAAGAUCGGCCACUGCCUCAAUGAUCUACUCUUCCGUCAAUCGACUGGUCAGCUCAGCAUCGAGGUCCCAUUGAUCGUCUCCAACCACCCCGAUUUCGCCACCCUCGCGGCUACCUAUAACAUUCCAUUCCACCACCUUCCCGUCACCGCGGAUACCAAGGCACAGCAGGAGGCCCAAAUUCUGGAAUUGGUUGGCAAAAACAACAUUGACUUGAUUGUGUUGGCCCGGUACAUGCAGGUUCUGUCUCCAACCCUGUGUUCUGCCAUGUCGGGUCGCAUCAUCAACAUCCACCACAGUUUCCUCCCUUCUUUCAAAGGUGCCAAACCUUACCACCAGGCCUACGAUCGUGGUGUGAAAAUCAUCGGUGCCACUGCUCAUUUCGUCACCAGCGACUUGGAUGAGGGCCCUAUCAUCGAGCAGAACGUUGUGCGGGUCAACCACGGAAUGAGUCCCAAGGAGCUGACACAUGCCGGUAGCAACGUCGAGAGCAACGUGCUUGCUACUGCCGUCAAGUACGUGACAGAGCGCCGCGUUAUCUUGAACGGUCACAAGACUGUCGUCUUCAACUAA
Molecule: messenger RNA, 864 nt
Organism: Penicillium soppii
Lineage: Eukaryota; Fungi; Ascomycota; Eurotiomycetes; Eurotiales; Aspergillaceae
Product: formyltetrahydrofolate deformylase
Exons: 1
Coding region: 1-864 (287 amino acids)
Biological process (GO): 'de novo' IMP biosynthetic process
Molecular function (GO): formyltetrahydrofolate deformylase activity
Source: RefSeq, a predicted model, not a curated record